This is a messenger RNA of Panonychus citri (citrus red mite), 1993 nucleotides long. Its product is annotated as U6 small nuclear RNA (adenine-(43)-N(6))-methyltransferase-like. Gene Ontology annotation, molecular function: 23S rRNA (adenine(1618)-N(6))-methyltransferase activity. Gene Ontology annotation, cellular component: nucleus. The record is from RefSeq and is a predicted model, not a curated record. Lineage: Eukaryota; Metazoa; Arthropoda; Arachnida; Trombidiformes; Tetranychidae. The transcript is spliced from 2 exons. Gene Ontology annotation, biological process: rRNA base methylation. Bases 233 to 1858 code for a protein of 541 amino acids.
UCAAUGUUAUGUGACCUUUAAUUGUCAUUUAUUUUUAAUUAUUUGGAUGAACAAGUGAUUUUUGAAAGAAUAAUUCUAAUCUUGUUCACAGUUGAAUAUAUUUUCUUUUGUUUUAAUUACAUAAUUUUCUUUGUGUGAAUUUUUAUCGGUUUGUUUUCAUCAAUCAUUCUGAUUGUGAUUUUUGUCUUCAUUUUGUUUAAUUGUUUGUGGUUUUUUUGCGUUUAUUUGGAAAAUGUCAUUCAAUCAGUUGAUGCAUCCUAGAAAUAUUUAUCGUAUUAAACCUGAUUAUGUACAAUUAGGUGAAAAAUAUUCAACAUUCAAAGAUAUUCUCAUGUUUUAUAAGAAUGGAAAAGCAAAAUUAAAUUUCAAUGAUCCUCAAGCCUUAAAGAUAUUGACAAUUACUCUUCUUGAUAAUGACUUUAAUUUAAAAGUUGACCUACCAUUGGAUAGAUUAAUUCCCGCUGUUCCACAGAGAUUAAAUUAUAUUCUUUGGAUUGAAGAUUUACUGAAUCUACUUGAUUUACCUCCUCAUGAGACUGUCUCUGGUUUAGAUAUUGGGACUGGUGCUUGUUGUAUUUUCCCUCUUCUUGGAUGUACAAUCAAUAGAUUGUGGUCAUUUAUUGCCACUGAAGCUGAUGAAUUAGCCUAUCAAUUUGCUGUGGAAAAUGUUAACAACAACCAAUUGUCACAUCGAAUCAAAGUAAUCAAAGUGACACCAGAAAUGUUUGCACUCAAUUUACCAAAUAUCAACCGACUGGAGGCUCAUUUUUUGAUGUGUAAUCCGCCAUUUUUUAAUGACCGUUCCUUUGAUUAUAAUUGUGAGGACAGCGAAUCUUGUGAUGAGCCAAUGACAGGAAAAAAAUCAUCUUCGCAUCGUAAAAGUGGACGACCAUCGCCAAGUAAUUUAACUAUACCAAUAGAAAGUGUCACUCUUGGUGGUGAAGUUGAAUUCGUAAAGAAAAUAAUCGGUGAAAGUUUAAUUCUCAAAGAAUCAAUUAAAAUCUACACCGUAAUGUUGGGUCACAAGAGAAGCUCAAUCACUUUACGAGAACAUUUGAAAACAAUUAACGAAGUGAAAGAUGUCACAGUGAAUCAAUUCUAUCAAGGACGAACAUUAAGAUGGGGAUUAGCUUGGACUUUCCUGGAAGAUAUUAAACUAUCCGAAUCAAUUAAAUUCGCAGAGAUGAAAAAACAACACAAGAAGAAAAAUCCCCCAUUAACUUAUUCCAUUCCAAAAAAUAUAACAUCAAUUAACUACAGUCUACAAAGUAUCUACCGGUGGAUUAGGCAUCUUUUAAGAGAUGAAUUGGAAAUUUCUACUGUUGAUAUAAUUCGAGAAAGCAAUCAAUCCAUUGAGAUGAUAAUUCGAAGUCAAGUCAAUUCUUGGAGUCACCAACGAAGACGCAAACGAAUGGCAGCUCGAUCACCAACCGAUGAAAGUAAUAACAAUCAAGAGAUUAAUCCAAUUGAUCUGAAAGAUGAAAUCAAUGAAAUGGAAAUGGAUGAUGAUUGUAACGUUGCAAGUCCUUCAGGAACAAUAAUUUCCACCCAAAGUGAUGAAUCAUUUACGAAUGAUUCAAAUGAAUUGAAAGAAAUCAGCAAUCCAGGGAAGAGAAAAGCUCAAGAUACAAUUGAAGAGGAAGAAAAUUGUCACGAAGAGACGAAAAAGAUUCGAGACCAGCGGCAAUUUAAGUCAAUUGUUAAAGAAGAAGAAUUAUAUUUACUUCAUUGUUCGUUGACAAUCAAGAGAACUGAAAAUAAUUUCAUUAUUCUCGAAAUGAGAACAAAAGAAAAAGCCAAAUCGAAAGACUCGACCAAUCAACUGUUAACCUUUUUCAAAACAAUAUUAACUAAUUGAGUUAAUACUGAAAAACAAAACCAAAAUGAUUAAUGAACAAAAUACUAAUUUUAUUUAACAAUCACUAAAUUCAACUAGAUACAAAUAUUUAUUAAAUUAACUAGGAGCACGUUUGGUGAGCAAAAAAGUUUUGAA